This is a messenger RNA of Eutrema salsugineum, 1072 nucleotides long. Its product is annotated as transcription factor MYB117. Gene Ontology annotation, molecular function: DNA-binding transcription factor activity, RNA polymerase II-specific; RNA polymerase II cis-regulatory region sequence-specific DNA binding. The coding region runs from base 11 to 1072 and encodes 353 amino acids. The record is from RefSeq and is a predicted model, not a curated record. Gene Ontology annotation, biological process: regulation of DNA-templated transcription. Gene Ontology annotation, cellular component: nucleus. The transcript has 3 exons. NCBI's taxonomy places the organism in Eukaryota, Viridiplantae, Streptophyta, Magnoliopsida, Brassicales, Brassicaceae.
ACGAAACUCAAUGUUUAUGUCGGAAAAUCAACGGUGGAUGGAUGAGAUCGCCGCCGCGAGGAGAGAAGCUUCUUCUUGGGACUUCCCUUUCACCGACAUUAACAUUCAGCAUCGUCGUCACUGCAAUAUAAGUCAUGAUUUUGAAAUCUUGAAGAGUCCCCCUGGAGAUAACGAAGAAGAGAGCAAUAAUCAUAACCCUAAUUAUAGUAACAGCGAGAGUGGUAAGAAGGAGACAACAGACAGUGGACAGUCUUGGUCUUCGUCGUCUUCAAAACCGUCGAGCUUGGGGAGAGGACACUGGAGACCAGCUGAAGAUGUUAAACUCAAAGAGCUUGUCGCCAUUUACGGUCCACAAAACUGGAACCUCAUAGCUGAAAAGCUCCAAGGAAGAUCCGGGAAGAGCUGUAGACUACGGUGGUUUAACCAAUUGGACCCGAGGAUAAAUAGAAGAGCUUUCACGGAGGAAGAAGAAGAGAGGUUAAUGCAAGCACAUAGGCUUUAUGGUAACAAAUGGGCAAUGAUUGCGAGGCUUUUUCCUGGUAGGACUGAUAAUUCUGUCAAGAACCAUUGGCAUGUUAUCAUGGCUCGUAAGUAUAGAGAACACUCCUCUGCUUACCGCAGGAGGAAGCUUAUGAUUAAUAAUCCACUUAAACCCCAUCUUCCUAAUCAUCCUAACCCUAACCCUAAUUACCACUCUUUUAUCUCCACUAAUCAUUUCUUCACUCAGCCUUUCCACGAGUUAAAUCUGACUCAUCACCUGGUUAAUAAUGCGUCUAUCACGACUGACCAUAACCAGCUUGUGUUGCCUUUCCAUUGCUUUCAAGGUUAUGAGAGCAAUGAGACUCCGAUGGUUGUGAGAAUGUUUGGCAACCAAAUGAUGGUCGGCGAUAAUGUUGGUGCCACGUCAGAAGAGUUAUACAAUUUUCCGUACAUUGACUCUUCGAGCCAAGAAACACGAAUGCCAAAUGAGCCAAUGAGUUGGAUCGGAAUGGAAGUGGUAGACGAGGAGGUGGUUGAGAAGGCUAAACAGCAACCACAUUUUUUUGAUUUUCUUGGCUUGGGUACGACAUGA